This is a messenger RNA of Paramuricea clavata, 1054 nucleotides long. The record is from the annotation of a GenBank genome assembly. Lineage: Eukaryota; Metazoa; Cnidaria; Anthozoa; Malacalcyonacea; Plexauridae.
AUGAAUGGAAAUAAACCCAUCCCACCCAGUAAAGACGACAAGUUACCUGGAGAAUCAAAUAAUACUAGCACUGCAACUGUCAUUGACAAUUUGACUUCAACUGAUAAUCCGACUACAACUGGCUAUAUGACAACAGAAGAUUCAACGACAACAACGACCACAAAAACACGGAAUAAAGUUCUUCUGCAAACAGCAGUUACGUAUGCGCAAGGGGAGAAUGGCUCCAAUCCAAUACCGGUUCGAUUACUUUUGGAUAGCGGUAGCCAACGUUCCUACAUUACCAAUUCAUUAAAGUAGCGACUCGGUCUGGUUCCAAUACGAACAGAAACUCUUAAUUUAAAUACCUUUGGUGAUGAUCAUUUUAAGAAACGACGUUGCGAUAUAGUCCAGUUAUCGUUGAAGGGAAAUAGUGACAAUCGAAAGAUAACGGCACUUUGUUUUCCAAAUAUUUGCUCACCAUUGACAACCACGAUUGAUCUAAGCCUAUAUCCACAUUUGCAAGAGUUACAGCUCUCUGAUCUCAACAUUCUCGAAGGACGACAAAAUGAUAGCAGUAUCGACAUUCUUAUUGGCGCAGAUUAUUAUUUUGAUAUUCUCACUGGCGAGAUGGUACGAGACGAAAGUGGUCCUGUUGCCAUUAAUAGCGACUUUGGCUGGGUUGUUGCUGGUCCGACAAGUGAUACAGAAUCGUGUUCGAAAGUCUCGGGAGUUCAUUUGCUCAUCGAGGAGCAAUGUUCAUUAUUAACACCAUCCUCAUUUGCGUUGAGAGAGGAUGAAUCUGAACUUUCGAAGUGUUUAAGCCAAUUCUGGGAGAUCGAGUCGAUGGGAAUUAACGAGGAGAAAGUAACUAAAGAAGAGUUUUUGAAGGAUAUUCGAUGUCUCGAGAAUGAAGCAAGAUACGAAGUUAGUUUACCAUGGAAGAAUGAGAGUAUUCCGAAAUCGAACGGAUACGGUAUGUGUUUGAAACGACUCCAUCAACUCAAGUCUCGUCUCGAUAAAGACAAACAAUUACUCGAACAAUAUGACAACAUAUUUAAGGAUCAAGAGAAAAGUG